AUGAAGGAAUUUUUCCAGGGCCCGAACCAAACAGACAAGCUGGUAGAGGAGGCCACGGCCGAGACCCUCAACGAGCCCGAUUGGGCCACGAAUCUUGAGCUAUGCGAUAUGAUCAACCAUGACAGGAUUAACAGUGUUGAGCUAAUUAGGGGUAUAAAGAAAAGGAUUAUGCUGAAAAGCGCCAGAGUUCAGUACCUUGCUCUUGUCUUGCUCGAAACUGUUGUGAAGAAUUGCGAGAAAGCCUUUUCGGAGGUAGCUGCCGAGAGAGUACUUGACGAGAUGGUGAAGCUGAUUGAUGACCCGCAGACAGUUGUGAAUAAUCGGAAUAAGGCUCUCAUGUUGAUUGAGUCUUGGGGUGAGUCAUCAAACGAGCUGAGAUAUUUGCCCGUUUAUGAAGAGACUUAUAAGAGUUUGAAAUCGAGAGGAGUACGUUUUCCUGGACGAGACAAUGAGAGCCUGGCCCCAAUAUUUACUCCCGAAAGAUCAAUUUCGGCUGCAGAACCAAAUGCCCCACUCGCCCAACAUCUUCAUCACGAUAUUCCUGUGCAGACUUUUUCACCAGAACAGACAAAGGAAGCAUUUGAUGUGGCCAAAAACAGUAUCGAGCUUCUUAAUACUGUUCUGACCUCUUCCCCUCAGCAAGAUGCUCUGCAGGAUGAUUUAACCACCACGCUUUUACAACAAUGCCGCCAAUCCCAAUACACUGUUCAGACAAUAAUCGAGACGGCUGGGGACAAUGAGGCCCUCCUCUUUGAGGCACUUAACGUGAAUGACGAGAUCCAGAAAGUCCUGUCCAAAUACGAGGAUAUGAAGAAGCCCCUAACGGUCCCACAGGAGCCUGAGCCUGCCAUGAUACCCGUAGCUGUGGAGCCUGACGAGUCUCCACGGGCCGGAAAAGAAGAGACUCUUGUCAGAAAACCAUCGGGCCCCAGGCCCGAAAGCCAUGGAAGCAAUAAUAACAACAGCCAUGAUGAUAUCAUGGAUGAUCUCGACGAGAUGAUCUUUGGUAAGAAAUCAUCCGGUGGUGGUGGUGGCGGGACAUCGGAUUCGAGAGGUGAUGAGAAGAAAUCUCAGCCAGCAAAAGACGAUCUCAUCUCGUUUUGA
Striga hermonthica is the source of this 1104-nucleotide messenger RNA. Lineage: Eukaryota; Viridiplantae; Streptophyta; Magnoliopsida; Lamiales; Orobanchaceae. The record is from the annotation of a GenBank genome assembly.